Molecule: messenger RNA, 1549 nt
Organism: Pocillopora damicornis (cauliflower coral)
Lineage: Eukaryota; Metazoa; Cnidaria; Anthozoa; Scleractinia; Pocilloporidae
Product: afadin- and alpha-actinin-binding protein B
Biological process (GO): intraciliary transport involved in cilium assembly
Cellular component (GO): centriolar satellite; ciliary basal body
Source: RefSeq, a predicted model, not a curated record
GAAUUAUUUAUCCCUCCGAUAAGUAUUCUAAUUUUAGCUCAUUCGCCGCUUGUUAAUGCUCAAGUAAAGCCCACAAACGAGAAAACAGAGCUUGGCGAUCCGGUUCCGGCAGGAGGCUUGCGAUCAACGCCUUGAUGCCCCUGUACGCAGUUAAGGAGAAUGACUGAAAAACUCCAAGACUGGGGAGAUUUUGUAAACCGUUACACGGCACAUUCAUCGCGGCAUUCAAGCCCGGAAAGAGAGGUAGACUUUGGAGAUAUGAGGCUCACUCCUUCGCCAAUCUCACCUGUGUUUAGUACAGCUGAUAAGCAGUUCUGUAGACGAGAUAACAUCGAUCAGUGUAUCGCCUAUUUGAACCAGGAACUGAGUGUUCUUGGCUUUUCCUCACUAUUUACACCUUCUCGCAAUGGACAUGGACCUCCAGAUACAUUUGAUAUUGUAAAAUUGGUAAACAGCACCUAUGAACUCUUGCAACAGCAACAAAGAAAUAUAAAACAACUAACAGAUCUUGAGCAGAAGAUUCUUCGAUCUGAGUGUGAUAAUGAGCACCUUGUACAGACGCAGAAAAGGCUUAAGGAGCAGCUAGAGUCAGCCCAGAGAGAGAUUGCUGUCAGAAAUGAGAGAGAAAGACAACUUCAAGGAAAACUUGUAAAGGCAAAAGAAGAUCUUAAAUCAGAGAGAGAGGAAUUAAAGAAAACCAGAGCCAAUUCACUUCACUUGCAAAAACAGUUUGACCAUGAGACAAGAAAAAAAGAAAGAGAACUAAGUAAACUCAAGGAAAGGAUUCAUCAACUCCUUACAGACAAAAACCAGGAAAAGAAAGUUGGCUUGGACAUCUUAAAUUUAAUAAACAGACCUGCUGGAGCACAACGUGCAAUGUGGAAGACUGGAUCUGCAAAAAAUGAGGAAGAAAUGUAUAGAAUGCUCAUCACAAAUUAUGAAGAAAGAGAAAAGGAACUCAUGGUGGAAAAUAAUGAUAUGAGGGAAACCCUUAAAAGCAUGCAGGCUGAGUUAAUAAAAUUGCUGAAUCAGCAGAAUGAAGAUUAUGAAAGCAACACAGAGGUUGGUGAAAUCAGUGAGUCAGGAUCAGUUGAGGAAUUAUCAACAGGACAUUUCAAUAUGCCAUAUGACAUGGUUAGAGAGGGAAUUGAAAGUAGUUUAAGAGAAAAAUGGAGAUUGCUGAAGUCAAGGUUAGAGGAAGCAAACAAAGGCUCUUCAAAUGAACCCUCUUCCCCUAAAGCAGAGGAAAUUUCAAGGUUGGAAAGGCAGUUGGAGAAUUACAGACAUGUUGUGGAACAACAGGAACAACUUAUAGAAUCCUUGCAGUCAAAGGUUGAUUCUCCCUCAAAAGAUUCAACUCUUUUGGUUGACUCACAGUUGUAUGAGGAACAAGAAAAAUUUGAAUCUGACAAGCAGUUCUUUGCUGAGCGAAGAGUAGCGUUAGAGAAUGAGAGGAAACAGCUGACAGAUGCUGCUGUAAAACUUGUGCAUGAGAGAAAGAAGUUUGAAGAGGAACGAGCUUCAUUUUACAAGCAACAGCUUUUGACCC